Molecule: messenger RNA, 2399 nt
Organism: Esox lucius (northern pike)
Lineage: Eukaryota; Metazoa; Chordata; Actinopteri; Esociformes; Esocidae
Product: serine/threonine-protein kinase 17A
Exons: 7
Coding region: 245-1450 (401 amino acids)
Biological process (GO): positive regulation of apoptotic process; protein phosphorylation; intracellular signal transduction
Cellular component (GO): nucleus
Molecular function (GO): protein serine/threonine kinase activity; ATP binding
Source: RefSeq, a predicted model, not a curated record
UGGAGUUCAAGAACCAGCCCCGCCUCUAAUUCGGCAACAUCACCUAAGUGCGUUCUGGCGAGAUAUAUCAACCAGGCAUCUGCCCAGACUUUCAGUACCUCUUAACACCGUGGUCGUCUGUAACAGUAAGCUACGUUUGACAGCUAUGCCAUAACGUCGCAACGUUUCUGAAACGCGGAACUUGUUACUUAGUUAAAACAACGUGUAUUUUACCGAUAUAUAUUUUUAACAAGAUAAACCUAAAAUGAUUCCACCACCUAGUCCACGGAUCAGCGACAAAAAGAACCUUACGGGAUGCGUCGGCAAGACGGAGACGAACCGGAUUGCAACCUCGCUUCUUGAAAAUAUCAAAACCCAAAUCAGGACCGAACCAUUUGAAGACAUCUACAACGUUAUACCUGACAAAGAGCUAGGCAGGGGAAAGUUCGCUGUAGUGAGGAGGUGCAUGGAGAAGGGCACAGGGAAAGUGUACGCAGCCAAGUUCCUGAGAAAGAGGAGAAAGGGCCAGGACUGCCGAGUUGAGGUGCUCCAUGAGAUCGCUGUGCUGGAGCUCACCGAACCCAACCCGAGGAUAAUCAGCCUGCACCAGGUCUACGAGACUCCCGCAGAGAUGGUCUUGGUACUGGAGUAUGCUGCGGGAGGGGAGAUCUUUGACCAGUGUGUCGCUGAGGGAGACGAGGCAUUCACCCAGGAGGAGGUCAAACAGCUAAUGAGACAAAUCCUAGAGGGUGUGGACUUUUUACACAGGAACAAUAUCGUUCACCUGGACCUCAAGCCCCAGAACAUCCUGCUGACCAGUGGUCGUCCCCUGGGGGAUAUAAAGAUAGUGGACUUUGGCCUGUCCAGAAGGCUGUGUCAGAACCAAGAGCUCAGGGAGAUAAUGGGCACGCCAGAGUAUGUCGCCCCAGAGAUUCUGAAUUAUGAACCAAUCAGCACAGCAACUGACAUGUGGAGCAUCGGGGUGCUGGCCUAUGUGAUGUUGACGGGGACCUCGCCAUUUCUUGGAGAUGACAAGCAGGGGACCUUCCUCAACAUCUCCCAGAUCAACAUAGACUACACGGAGGAUGAGCUCCAGGACCUCCCAGCCUCAGCCGUCGACUUCAUCCAGUCGCUCCUCAUCAAAGAGCCUAAGUGUCGUGCCACUGCUGAAGAGUGCCUAAGACAUCGCUGGCUCCAGGAGCAAGCCCAAAAGACCGAAGAGGAUCUCACCAGCGAGUUCUGCCAACCAGCACACACCUCCCCAUCAACCUCAUUGUCAUCCUUUUGCUCGCCAUCCUCAGGGGAUGAAGGUUCUGUGGUAGAGGAGCUGAUAGUAGUGGCAGCCUAUACCAUGAAACAAUGCAGGUCACCGACGCUCGACCCAGAGACACUGUCCCCAGAUUCAAAGGUCGUGUCUAAGCGAUUCCGUUUCGAGGAGCCUUUCAGCUCUGUGCAGAAGAUCAUCUUCUGAUGGUGUAAGCACUCCAACUGUCAGGGGGGAUCGUGACUCCAAUUGUCUUAUUAUAUUGUUUACCAAACACACCACACUGUCUCCAACCAAACUACAUCUGUUUGUCUGUGUCCCAUUUUAAGACAUUUUAUUAAAUCGUUUUAUGAACUCCCAAAGUUUGUUUGGUGCUGUUACUUGUGCUUACUUUCAAUGUUUUUGGUCAUGUUUUACUAGUUUGUCGUUCUUUUCCUAAUAUUAACGUUAUCUUUUGAGGACAAUUGUUUGCUAUUAUAACUUGUAUUGAUCUAUAUGACCGUGAUUAUUUACGUUUUUUUGUUUUUAUUCAUAAAGUCUUACAGAUUUCACUGCGGAAAAAGUCCUGCCCCGAUAAAUGACAACAGAACAAAACCUUCCUUCUAAAGUCAAGAGAUGCUGUACAAUAAGAUUAAGGCAUUGCCAAAUUAAAAUGUUUCAUGUGCCAGAUAGAUAUGUAGAUGAAGUGAUUACAUAAAUUCUCUUUACCGUACCUUCCUUCCCCUUUUGAUUCUUUCAAGGCAUUACUUUUUUUUAUUUGCCUGUGACAGCACUGUUUAUAAUAAAUAUGCAAGAAAUAACGGACAGCACUUAUUUCCUUCUACAGCAGGUGUAGGCAACUAGAAUCUGAUUUGGGAUUUAUCAUAUAGGGUGGUGAGGAGGCCAGGGAAAAAUGACAAAAAGAUACUAGUACACUAAGUUCAACACAACGAAACCCAAAGAGGGAGAAAUGAAGAACAAUUUCAUACAUUGAAAAGCUCAAUGUCUCUGUUUCAUUUGUAGGAUUUCCUAAAUUACAAAUUAUUAGAAAAUCCCAACCCCUGCCAUUUGCUUACUCCUGUUGUAUAGUAUGUAAACCUUGUACAAUAUGUACCAUGUAUAUAAAUGUCUUAAGGAUGUACAAAGUACCAUCAAUAAACAUUUGUCAAAGCAAUUA